Messenger RNA from Drepanopeziza brunnea f. sp. 'multigermtubi' MB_m1, 999 nucleotides. RefSeq lists its product as uncharacterized. Gene Ontology annotation, cellular component: THO complex part of transcription export complex. Lineage: Eukaryota; Fungi; Ascomycota; Leotiomycetes; Helotiales; Drepanopezizaceae. Gene Ontology annotation, molecular function: protein binding. Gene Ontology annotation, biological process: mRNA export from nucleus. The record is from RefSeq and is a predicted model, not a curated record.
AUGGUUCCUCCUCGUCAGCGGGCGAAUAUUUCGAAAGAUAAAUUCUCCGCCUACUUCAGCAAUCUCCGGACAACUCCAUAUCAUGACCCAUCUUCUAGAGGAUCUGGUUCUCACGGCAUUCGGUCUAUUGCUUGGAAUCCAUUGGGUACCUUGGUAGCCACCUGUGCUGAUAAAACACUUCGGGUGUGGAAUCCAGAAAAGUCAAAUGUUCGCUACUCAACAGAACUCAAGGGCCAUGAGAAGGCUAUUGAAAAAAUCGCGUUCAACCCAGUGAAGGAGGCCGAGCUGUGCAGUGUUAGUGGCGACGGUGUUGUGAAGUUCUGGGAUGUUAGAACUAAAGCCAUCAUAAAUGAGGUCAAGGAUCUCGGUGAUGCAUUUACGCUUGCUUGGGCUCCAGAUGGAGAGUCUUUGAUAGUAGGAAACAAGGCGGACAAGCUUUUUGUACUAUCGCCAACUUCGCCUACUCCAACCGCUUCGUAUCAACAGGAUGUUCAAACCAACCAGAUCGUGUUCUGUUUCAGCGGCAAAAAGAUAUUUUUGACAACUGGCGAAGGAUCAGUCAAAAUCCUCUCAUACCCAGACUUUGAGCCGGUGUUCUACUCAAGUUACGAUCCGGCCACUCCUUUUACCCUCCUCGGCCAUACUUCGUCAUGUAUCGCCAUCGAGUUACAACCCACGGCUCGUUUCCUCGCUACCGGAGGAACAGAUUCCAUCAUUGCACUAUGGGACACCACGGACUGGAUCUGCCAGAGAACACUGGUCGACAUGACUGGUCCCGUCAGAAACAUCAGUUUCAGUUUCGAUGGAAGUUACAUCAUUGGUGGUAGCGAAGAGGGAGGAGCUUUGGAAAUUGCCCAUACUGAGACAGGUGACCAUGUACACACCAUCAAGACUGGAGGCUCUUGUUCCGUGGUAGCUUGGCAUCCAAGUAGGUAUUGGCUGGCAUAUGCUGAAGGCGGAAGCUUGAGAAUCGUUGGAGUAGACCCGGAGAAGAGAUAG